Molecule: messenger RNA, 948 nt
Organism: Choloepus didactylus (southern two-toed sloth)
Lineage: Eukaryota; Metazoa; Chordata; Mammalia; Pilosa; Megalonychidae
Product: olfactory receptor 5M10
Exons: 1
Coding region: 1-948 (315 amino acids)
Biological process (GO): G protein-coupled receptor signaling pathway; sensory perception of smell
Cellular component (GO): membrane
Molecular function (GO): olfactory receptor activity; G protein-coupled receptor activity; odorant binding
Source: RefSeq, a predicted model, not a curated record
AUGUCCUCUCCAAAUCAUACCACAGUUACCGAAUUUAUUCUGCUAGGGCUCACCAAUGACCCAGUGCUGGAGAAGAUCUUCUUUGUGGUGUUUCUGGUGAUCUACUUAAUCACAUUGGCAGGGAAUCUAUGCAUGAUUGUGCUGAUCAGAACCAGUUCCUGCCUCCACACUCCCAUGUAUUUCUUCCUGGGACACCUCUCCUUUGUAGACAUUUGCUAUUCCUCCAACAUCACUCCAAAUAUGCUGUACAAUUUCCUCUCAGACAAAAAGACCAUCUCCUACGCUGGGUGUUUCUCACAGUGCCUUCUCUUCAUUGCUCUGGUGAUCACUGAGUUUUAUAUCCUGGCUUCAAUGGCACUGGAUCGCUAUGUGGCCAUUUGCAGCCCUCUCCAUUACAGUACCAGAAUGUCCAAGAACAUUUGCAGGUCUUUAGUCACAGUCCCUUAUGCUUCUGGCUUCUUCAAUGGCCUCUCUCAGACACUGUUGACUUUUCACUUAUCCUUCUGUGGUUCCCUUGAAAUCAAUCAUUUCUACUGUGCUGAUCCUCCACUUCUAAUGUUGGCCUGCUCUGACACCUCCAUCAAGAAGAUGGCAAUGUUUGUAGUUGCUGGUUUUACACUCUCAAGUUCUCUCUUCAUCAUCCUCCUGUCCUAUCUUUUCAUUUUUGCAACCAUCUUGAGGAUGCAUUCUGCUGAAGGCAGGCACAAAGCCUUCUCUACUUGUGGUUCCCAUCUGACAACUGUUACCAUAUUUUAUGGAACUCUCUUCUGCAUGUAUGUAAGGCCCCCAACUGAGAAGUCCAUAGAGGAGUCCAAAAUUAUUGCAGUCUUUUAUGCUUUUCUGAGCCCAAUGCUGAACCCAUUGAUCUACAGCCUAAGGAACAAGGAUGUGAUCCAUGCCUUGCAGAAAGUAGUCAAGGGAAAUCUCUUCCACAAAAUGGCAAUUUAA